Molecule: messenger RNA, 3008 nt
Organism: Bactrocera oleae (olive fruit fly)
Lineage: Eukaryota; Metazoa; Arthropoda; Insecta; Diptera; Tephritidae
Gene: Rab3GAP1
Product: RAB3 GTPase activating protein subunit 1
Biological process (GO): positive regulation of GTPase activity
Molecular function (GO): GTPase activator activity
Source: RefSeq, a predicted model, not a curated record
GUUGUCUAGUUGCUUCUGGCAAUUUAUCGUCGGUUCGAUUUUGUUCUAUCAUCCAUGUUCGUCACAAUAACAUUUUUUUUUUAUGUGGAACCGUGACAUAAGGGGUACAUAUAUAUUUUAAACUGCGACAACACUACUAGAGAUUUAUAAUUUGCUGGUAUCUUUCUAACUUGCGUUGAAGAGAAGAAGUAUUAAUUUUUUUUAAAUUGUUUAAUACAAAAGAGCCUCAAAUGGCUGAGGAAAUAGAUGACAGUGGCUUUUAUAGACAAGAUUUUAGCACAGUUUCCGACUGGGAAGUUUUUAAUGCCCAGUUAGGAGAUAUUAUUCAAAAGUUAAAUGCAAUUGAAAUUGAUGCUACAAGCAAAGUCGAUACCUAUCCACUUAACUAUAAAGUAUACACAGAAACUUUUUUACUACAUAAAGAUAAAAUUUCUGUAAGUUUUUAUUAUUCCACAAUCUCUGAAGAUCGAGAGAGAAUUUCCAAAGGAGACAAAAAUUAUAACUCGAUGUAUUACGAUCUUAUGAAUGUUAAGCGAACUUUCGGUCCUCCGUUUAAAACUUCUGAUCGUGGAUGUUUACAUGUAAUAUCUAGUUUAUUUGGAUUGCGACGGUUUGCGGUCAUCCAUCCACAUCAGUCAAAUUCAAAAUAUAUUACUAAUUCCGCUGAAUUUUGUUUUUUUCUCAGUGCUGCUACGAUUGUGGCUGCGGAAUAUUGCACGGUGCCAAUAUUUGUACAAAUUUAUGAUCCAAAGUUAAAUAUUUUUUUUGGUGUUGGAAUGAAUGCCACGCUACGCACUAAUUUUGAUAUUAUCGUUCUUAAACAGUCGCCUAUCGACUGCCGUUACUUAUCUGGCUUACUGCAAAUUUUUAAAGAAAAACUUUCGUUGAGUAUUGUGCAACCCAUUUCAUUAUCAGUACGAAAUAUAUAUGCACUGCCAACUAUACGGUUUAGUUAUGCAAUGAAUGUCCCAUUUCAAAAAAUUUUCGAUGGAAAUGAUAAAGACAAAAGUUCGUAUAAAAAAAUAGCCCUACCAUGUGGUUAUAUCCCAGAUUCGGGUACAGAUGUAUACUUUGUCUAUAGUUGGGUCGAAAUUUCGGAAAAUUUUGCAAUAGAUUCGCCAUUCCUUACUGACUUUAUACCUUCAAAAGCGCAUAGUUGUAAUAUGUACCAAACAGCAAACGUUGUUUCCUAUUUGACGAGUUGUUUACGAGACUUUUUAAAGUUAUAUAAUAGUAAAGAAGCCUUAGAAACAUUUGUAGGACGGGAUGUUACUAAUAUGGCAGCUUCACUACAUCACUUGACAGACCCUCAUAUGAAUAUCAAUGAAGGUUUUCAGAAUUUAAAGAAAAUUGCUGGACCAUUAAAUGAAUCUGAACUGAAGUCAUUUAUAGCAUUUAUGUUCCCAGAUUUAUACCCAGAUAACGAUAAUUAUUCCAAUAUAAAUGAUAUAAUGACACUAAAUAUUGAGUGUAAUACCCACCGGAUAAAAUCAUCGCCAUUUAACUCUUUAGCCAGCCGUCUUAGCUGCGUACUAGCUACUUGUAAUGCUCAUUUUGGUGGGAAAAAUGGACUUGCCCAGCUUUGGAUUGCAUUUAUUAGGGAACUCCGAUUUAUAUGGAAUUUUAGACUAUCUAUUCAAGGAAUGUCAGGCGGGUUUCCUGAUACACGUACUUGUCUGUUAAACCAAAAACUUCAGAUGCUGAACUAUUGCAUUGAGCGUUCCAAAUGUCGAAAGUAUGGAAGCAAAAAAUGUCUAAGCGACAUGGGUAGUGAUACUGAUCCUCAAGGUCUAAAAGUAGUGGGUUCCAAUUUCAAAGAAGUUUCAGAUGAAGCAGGCGAUGAAGACGAAGACGAGUUUUUUGACUGUACAGAAUAUGUUCCAGAAGGGCGCGCGAAGAGAUUAGGGGAUGAAAAUAUAUUGGAUAGUGAUGAACCAUUGUACAUUCCUAUAACGCAAGAUCCUGUACCAAAAACAGAGGAUGAACUGCAAGCAGAUGCAGAGGCCAUGCUUAAACUGGGAUCAGGUUCAGGUUUGAAGAUUCAGAUGAUGUCAUCUUCUUUACUCUCUGAUAUGGAGGCAUUUAAAGCAGCAAAUCCAAAGGGAAAGAUGGAGGACUUUAUACGAUGGUAUAGUCCGAAGGAUUGGGAAAAAGAUGAUUUUGGAGUGGGACAACUGAGUGUGCGCAUGCGAAUUCCAGGCAAUACUUGGCAAACAGUGUGGAAACAGGCACAACCGGUUCCAGCUACCAAACAGAAACGUUUGUUUGAUGAAACAACAGAAGCGCUAAAGGUUCUAUCCUAUUUAGAAACCAGGAAUAUAGCUGAAAUCUAUGAUUUGGUUAUAAUAACGGUACUGCAUGCGGCGAUAAUAAAGUUUAAGGAUAUUUUACAAACAGAGAAAAUAUUAGACCUUUUCGAAUAUAAAAUUGAAGCCUUACUUACUGACUUAUGCCUCAUAUCACGCGCUGUUGAGAUUAUUGGCAUAGAAGGUUCUGAUAUUCAACAAACAAAAUCACAAUUUGAAAAUCUAAUUAAGAAACUUGAAGAAUAUGAAGUUCAGUUCUACCAAUAUAAAUGCUUUGAACAACUAACAGGGUACCCAAACAACAUAACCUUCGAAGAAGCUAAAUGCAAAUUUAAAGAAAUUAUUGAAAAUCAAAACAGUUGCAGCAUAAAUAGUGCAGAGGGCAUCGGCAAACAUAUUAUCGCAUCCAAUGGGGGUGAAUUGCAUAGCAAUUUAAUAAUGAAAGAAUAUGUUUUGCGAGUGCGAGAGAAUGUAGCAACAGGACCACAUUUCUUGCGGGCUGUUGUAACAGGCGAAGAAGUACGUUUAUGCGGUGCCUUUACCGAGAACACCACACUUAUUUAAGGAUAUACUUUUAAUUCAAAAUACAUAUACAUAUGUAUUUGUAAUAACAUUUUAUUUUUUCAAAUUUAAUUUAAACUUAAUUCCGACCACUAGGCUACUCAUAGUCUUUAAGGACACGAUAAAUAAAUUUUUAUUUUU